AUGAUUCCAUGGUGGGCGACGAGCAAAGAUGACAUCCACUUCAACUACCCUCUCUCAGGUGGGAGUAUUAAGUCAAUUGGUACUUACAAUUUUGCCGCACUGCGUCUCCUCUUCGAUGCUGAACCGGAGAAGUGUGUGAGUUGCGAUGCCCAGGCUUACACUGAUGGCAUCCAUGACAAGUGUGACUAUGAGUUCAAGGCCCAGUUCCGACUCCCAAAUGGGGGAAUUGGCGUUGCCUCUGGCACCCUGAACUGUGAAUUGAUCCUUAAGCCUUCGUCGUGGGAGGAGAAGUCGCACAAGGCUUACACCUUCAAGGAGGCUAGCGGACAAUUUGCGGACCUGCCUGGUGAGACACAUUGGAUGUCAUACCGAUACCAGCUGGAAGCUUUUGCGAAUCAGAUCAAGGGCCGUCCGACUCAGGAAUGGGUUGGCGCGGAAGACUCGAUUCCGCAAAUGAAGAUGAUUGAUAUGGCCUACCGGACGAGUGGGCUUGGGCCAAGACCGACUAGUGAGUACCGCUAG
Messenger RNA from Aspergillus chevalieri, 522 nucleotides. RefSeq lists its product as uncharacterized. The transcript is spliced from 2 exons. NCBI's taxonomy places the organism in Eukaryota, Fungi, Ascomycota, Eurotiomycetes, Eurotiales, Aspergillaceae. The coding region runs from base 1 to 522 and encodes 173 amino acids. The record is from RefSeq and is a predicted model, not a curated record.